Molecule: messenger RNA, 2661 nt
Organism: Microthlaspi erraticum
Lineage: Eukaryota; Viridiplantae; Streptophyta; Magnoliopsida; Brassicales; Brassicaceae
Source: the annotation of a GenBank genome assembly
AUGGAUGUACCAGAGGGGAAUGGAAACCCUUUGGGCAAUGGACUCGGUCGAGCUAGGCAAACUCGACCGAUUGGUCAAGGAGAUGCUCCAAACCGCCACCAACAGAGACAAGGGAUUGUUCCACCACCAGUGCAGAACCACAACUUUGAGAUCAAGCUGGGAAUGAUCAACCUUGUCCAGAACAAGAUGUUCCAUGGAUUGCCAAGUGAAGACCCCAUUGACCACCUUGAUGAGUUUGAUAGGCUUUGUGAUUUGACAAAGAUCAAUGGUGUCUCUGAAGAUGCCAUCAAGCUGAGACUCUUUCCUAUGUCUCUAGCUGACAAAGCUCACCAAUGGGAGAAGAGCUUGCCCCAUGGCACAAUCACCACUUGGGAUGAAUGCAAGAAGGCCUUUCUUGCUAAGUUUUUCUCCACCGGUCGCACAGCCAAGCUUAGAGGAGAGAUAUCCAGCUUCAUCCAGCGAAACAAUGAGACAUUCGCAGAGGCUUGGGAGAGGUUCAAAGGCUACACAAGUCAGUGCCCACACCAUGGAUUCAACAAUGAAUCACUACUCUCCACUCUUUAUAGAGGAUGCUUGCCUAGGUAUAGGGAGAUGCUAGACACAGCUAGCAAUGGGAACUUCCUCAACCAGGAUGUAGAUGAUGGCUGGCAACUUGUGGAGAACAUAGCUAACUCAAAUGGAAGCUAUGGAGAAGAGUAUGAUCGCACCAACCGGAGCUCGACCCACCACUCGAUCGAGUCAGACGAAAAGUUGAGAAAAGAUGUUAAGGCAUUGAAUGAGAAGUUGGAUAAGCUGAUCCUAGCUCAGUCCACAAUGAAGAAAGUCAACUUUGUGUCUGCUGAGGAGAUGGAACCAGUCCAAGAAGGGGAGGAUACACAAUUUGCUGAGGUGUGCUACAUGAGCAAUGGGCAAGGAGGUUACAACAAAGGAUACUAUAAUUACAAGUCCAACCCUGCCAUGUCAUACCGCAACACUGAUGUUGCUAACCCUCAGGACCAAGUAUAUCCUCAACAACAAGCAGCUCGAUCGAGUCAGGUGCCACAACAUGGGUAUGGUCAAAAGAACAAUUACCAAGGACCACAAGGCACUUUCCCUGGACAACAAAUGAAUAUCCCACCAGGCUUCCCCCACCAACCGCCCCAGCCUGCACCUUCACAAGAGAAUGAGCUCAAGGCAAUGCUAAAGCAACUACUUCAAGGGCAAGCUGAUGGGGUAGUGGACACAAGCAAGAAGCUAGCUGAAAUAAACUCUAAGAUCGAGAACCUCAACACAAGGGUUUACUCUCUGGAGAAUCAUGCUUCUUCUGUUGCUGCUGCUACAAAGCAAGGACAACUACCUGGUAAAGCUAUUCAGAACCCCAAGGAACAGUGCAAGGUCAUCUUCACUCAAGAAGGACUUGUUGAAGAAGAGGAUCAAGAAAGGGUCAUUGAAGAUUUUUGUUUACUGCUGAAUGAUGAAGAGAUUGUUGCUGCUGAGGCUCCUGGAGUCCAGAUUGAUCAACCAGAAGUGCAUGCACCUACUGUGGCCAUUCACACUUCACCAGUUGAGCUCGCACGACAAGCUCGAUCGGCAGCUCGAUCGAGUCCAACUCUAGCUCGAUCGAGUCCGACCUCUUCUGUCCGACAGCCUGUUUUGCUUGAUCCUUAUCAACCGGUUGCCGCUUCCUCGUCUCGCCUACUUAGUCAAGGUCACAAGGAAGUGAUUCACAAGUUCAGAAGAGAUCUCAGUGGGAUUGGAAUUGAGUUGCCUCCUAUGGAUAGCAUGAGUGAGGCAUUUGAUCAAAUGCAAAUGGUCAAGGAUGUUCUAGCCAACAGUGAUAAAGUUUCAGAGGUCCUACAAGAGUCUACUCAUCAGUUCAACCUGCUUACUUCACCCACCUUCCUACCAAAGGUCAAGGAUCAAGGGAAAUUCACUCUCCCUUGCACACUUGGGCAUCUUGAGAUUGACAAUGCCUUAGUGGAUUCUGGAGCAAGCAUCAAUCUGAUCUCUCUCUCCAUGGCAGAGAAGCUAGGCAUAGCUGGAGCCUUGCAGCGCCCUACUACUUCAAUCAUGUUUGGAGAUGCAACUUCUAAGUCUCCUCUUGGAGUGUUCAAGAACUAUCACUUGAAAAUUGGAGAAUGCAUCAUCCAAACUGAUCUCACUGUGAUGGAAAUGGAAGAAGAGAAGGAUUUGCCUCUAUUGGGAACCCCUUUCCUUAGUACAGUUGGCGCUUCAAUAGACUUUCACAAGCAAGAAGUGAUCCUUCACAAGGUGAAUAGUUUGGUGUCAUAUCGCUUGCAGCCUAGAGGUUCAGACUUUUGUGCCACAAUUGACAGUACCAAUCUCAGUUCUAAGAGUCAUGGAGCUACAAAGGUUGUGAAGGAAAGGGUUGACAAGGAACCAAGAGUUGGGAAGGAUAAGGAUGAGAGAGGACCAAGGAUUGAGAAGCCACGUCUUGAGAGGGCUAGAGUUGAGAAACCACGAUCUGAUAGGCCAAGAGCUGAGAGACUUGUUCAAGCCCCUUGUGUGCUUGAUGAAGAGAGCCUUCAAGCUUUGUUUGAUGAGCCACUAGGAAGGGCUCUAAAGAAGGGGAGGAUGCAGCCUCUAAGGCAAGACCAGGAGAUAAAAGAAAGGAUCCACCAGCUCAGGCCCCUUCAGUCAAGCCAUCUCAGCUCACAAUGA